This is a messenger RNA of Zasmidium cellare ATCC 36951, 405 nucleotides long. RefSeq lists its product as uncharacterized. NCBI's taxonomy places the organism in Eukaryota, Fungi, Ascomycota, Dothideomycetes, Mycosphaerellales, Mycosphaerellaceae. Bases 1 to 405 code for a protein of 134 amino acids. The transcript has a single exon. The record is from RefSeq and is a predicted model, not a curated record.
AUGGUCGACGUGCCAAACUCGUGCCCUAACAGCAAAGACAUCGCCGUACCGAUCUUCGGUGCCCUGAACGUCAAAACCCCCAAUGUCGGGCCCAACACCACAACCCUCGACUUCAGCUACGCGUACGCCACCAGCACCACCAUGCCCGAGGCCAUGGAGCAGAAUAUAGAGCAGACGAUGAGCCUGGUCCUGAUCAAUCAGCAGAACGUGCCAGUUGUGGAGCCGCUGCAGGACGUGCGUAUAGAGGGCUCUCAGGUGGACUUCUCAGUCGGUUUUCCGUACCAGGAGUAUGAACUUAAUGGGUUGACAAUAGCGGCCGUCGUGCAUGGGAGUGGACCGUUUGCUAAUGCUAGCGACGUCGCCAUGUCGACUGUUUUUGGGCCGGCAUUGAUUGAGAUUAAUUAG